Molecule: messenger RNA, 1104 nt
Organism: Linum trigynum
Lineage: Eukaryota; Viridiplantae; Streptophyta; Magnoliopsida; Malpighiales; Linaceae
Source: the annotation of a GenBank genome assembly
AUGUCUCAGCCGGGGAAGUUGAUGCCAAAUCUGGAUCAGCAGAGCACUAAGGUGCUCAAUCUCACCGUGCUUCAGCGAAUGGAUCCUUUCAUCGAAGAGAUUCUGAUCACCGCCGCUCACGUCACUUUCUACGAGUUCAACAUCGAUAGCAGUCAGUGGGGCCGCAAGGAUGUCGAAGGAUCUCUGUUUGUAGUUAAGAGGAAUACUCAGCCUCGCUUCCAGUUCAUCGUGAUGAAUCGGCGAAACACAGAUAACCUGGUGGAGAAUCUGCUGGGAGAUUUUGAGUAUGAAAUUCAGGUUCCGUAUCUGCUGUAUCGUAAUGCAUCUCAAGAGGUUAAUGGGAUCUGGUUCUACAACCCGCGUGAAUGUGAAGAUGUUGCUAAUCUGUUUACUAGGAUACUCAAUGCAUACUCAAAGGUUCCUGCAAAACCUAAGGUGUCAAGCAAAAGUGAGUUUGAGGAGCUUGAAGCAGUUCCAAACAUAUCAGUGAUUGAGGGACCUCUGGAGCCGUCCUCAACUGCCAUUGUUGCAACUGAGGCUCCGGAAGACGUUUCAUUUGAGAACUUCUUUAGCGCAGCAGCAAAUAUUGGAAACUCUGCUCCCAUUAUGGCAAACUCAAGACAAAACUACCAUUCUUCUACAGCCCCAUUGAUUGCCAAUGCGAAUGUUGCUGCCACAUCCGCUUCACUGGCCCCCCAAAUGCUGCCCCUAUCUCUUUCCUCCAUCUCAAGUUCAAAGCCUGUCCAUGGCAUCCCUGAUUCAAUCAGCUCCAGUGACCGAGUCGCUAGUCUUGUGAAGCCCUCUUUAUUUUCUGUGCUACCUUCUACUUCAUCCUCACUGAUGGUACCACCAUCAGUCUCUUCAUCAUCUCUCCCUCCUGCUGUUGCUGCAAAUCCACCCAUAAACAUGCAACAACGACCAUAUGGUACCCCAAUGCUUCAACCUUUCCCCCCUCCUAACCCACCUCCAUCUCUUACUCCUACUGCUGCAGCUACACCUCUAAUCAACCGAGACAAAGUCCGUGAUGCCCUGCUGAAGCUUGUGCAGGACGAUCAAUUCAUAGACAUGUUUUAUCAAGCAUUGACCAAGGUCCAUCAUACAUGA